Messenger RNA from Helianthus annuus (common sunflower), 798 nucleotides. Its product is annotated as protein FAR-RED IMPAIRED RESPONSE 1-like. The transcript has 4 exons. Bases 1 to 798 code for a protein of 265 amino acids. The record is from RefSeq and is a predicted model, not a curated record. Lineage: Eukaryota; Viridiplantae; Streptophyta; Magnoliopsida; Asterales; Asteraceae. Gene Ontology annotation, biological process: regulation of DNA-templated transcription.
AUGGUGUUUGUCCCGUUCACAGGCAUUGACAACCACUGUCGGAAUGUAACACUCUCAGCUGGGUUGUUGGCAUCAGAGAGUAUUGAAUCAUAUAAAUGGCUUCUAAAUUCAUUUUUAAAGUCAUUUGGUCGACAGCCUAAUGUUGUAGUGACGGAUCAAGACCCUGCUAUGAAACAGGCUAUUGAGGAGGUUGGGCAUGAGUUGUGCAAUAAUGAUGAGUUUAAAAGGAGGAUGUGCGACAUUGUUUGGACUGAUUCGAUUUUGCCCGAAGAAUUCGAGAGGCAGUGGAAGUCGGUGAUGAUUGAGUUUGGUCUCACUGAAAACAAAUGGAUUGAUGAUAUGUUUGGGAUGAGAUCCAUGUGGAUUCCGGCUUUUUACCGGCAUGAGCCAAUGUCAGGUCUUAUGAGAACAACUUCAAGAUCAGAGAGUGAGAACCAUUUUUUUUGUCAGGUUGCUAAUUCACAACUCACACUUGUAGAGUUUAUGAAUCAUUUUGAUGGGGCAAUGGAUGUUCAAAGGUUCAAUCAUAGGAAAAAUGAUCAUAUUUCAAGAUAUACUGAGCCAGCUGAUUGGAGUCAAACUACAUUGGAAAAAGAUGCUGCUAAGAUCUACACCAGGUCUAUAUUUUUUGAUCAGCAAUUAGAGAUACAUGGAACAAUUUCCGAAUGUUUGCCGAUGGACACCAAAGUUGAAGGUCCACGUAUCAGAAUAUUGUUGAAGGAUUUUAAAGCACAUGGAGAUGGUUUAUUGGAGGUGUGGUUCAAGAAUCUCGAGAAUGAUGUAACUGCACAGUCUUAA